CCAAUUCCCUUCGGUUUUUGCUUCUGCCUCCCCGCUCCCUCGGCUUUCCUUACUCCGCUGGCAGCCCCCGACGCGAGGCGACGCUCGCUACCCAGAACCAGGCCAACCACCGCAGCAAAGGCCUCAGAGGCUGCACCGCCCUGGCGGCGAGCGCACUGCCGCAGCCCAAGGAGCAGGAAGUCCCCAUGGCCCACCGAGCCCGGCCUUGGCUGUCGUCACGUGACGCAGCGCGUGGAGCCGCCGCGCAAGCCGCUUCGCUCGGGUCCAUUUCGGCCGCGGAAGAGGCAAGCGGGGUGGCCGCUGCCGCUGCUGUUAUGCUCGCGCCACGGUGGCUGCUCGCCUCCCUCCUCCUCCCCGGCUCGGCGGCCACGGCGGCUUCCGCGGGUGACUUCCUCGCCCUCCGUUCCAGGCAGCCCCUCCGCGGCGGAAGCGUUUCUGCUCCGGAGACGACGGUAGCACCGUGAGACCUGUCUUGCCCUCAUCGCCUUGCGCGCCUGCCCGCUUCGGAUGGUGCUUUUCCUGGCCUGUGGGUGCCGCGGGCGGCGGGACUAAUAUGCUCACUCGGAUGAGGUCUGCCAUGGCCAAUUUGGUGGGAGGCAUCAUGUCUGGCGGCUCGGUCCCGGAGGCCGGCGGGGGCUUGGAUUUGCCUCCCCGCUUUCCCUACGGCAGACCCGAGUUCCUGGGGCUGUCUCAGGACGAGGUCGAGUGCUCCGCUGAUCACAUCGCCCGACCCAUCCUCAUUCUCAACAAGGAGACCAAGCGCUUGCCCUGGACCACGGGAUACGCCGAAGUGAUCAAUGCAGGGAAAAGUACACAUAAUGAGGACCAAGCAAGUUGUGAAGUGCUUACGGUGAAGAAGAAAACCGGAACAACUAAUUCAACACCAAACAGAAAUUCCUCUAGUAAGCGGAGAUCAUCAUUGCCCAAUGGGGAAGGAUUGCAGUUGAAAGAGAAUUCAGAAUCGGAUAGCAUCUCUUUUCAUUAUUGGUCAUUAUUUGAUGGCCAUGCUGGAUCUGGAGCAGCUGUGGUAGCCUCCAAGUUGCUGCAGUAUCAUAUUGUAGAGCAGUUGCAGGAGAUUGUAGACAUCCUGAAAAACUCUGCUAUUCCUCCACCAACCUGCCUGGGGGAAGAGCCAGAAAGCAUGAAUGCCAGCUGCAGAACUCUAACCCGGGCAGCCUCAUUGAGAGGAAGCGUUGGAACUCCAGGUUCACCUGGCACUCCACCUACUCGUUUCUUUACAGAAAAAAAAAUCUCGCAGGAAUGCCUUGUCAUGGGAGCUAUUGAAACUGCAUUCAGGGAAAUGGAUUUGCAAAUAGAACGUGAAAGAACUGUCUUCAAUAUAUCUGGUGGUUGUACAGCUCUUGUGGUGGUGUAUUUACUGGGGAAACUCUAUGUGGCAAAUGCAGGUGAUAGCAGAGCCAUAAUAAUUAGAAAUGGAGAGGUCAUUCCAAUGUCUUCAGAAUUCACACCAGAAACAGAACGUCAGCGGCUCCAGUAUCUGGCAUAUAUGCAACCCCAUUUGCUGGGAAAUGAGUUUACACAUUUGGAGUUUCCAAGGAGAGUUCAGCGAAAGGAAGUUGGGAAAAGAAUGCUUUAUAGAGAUUUCAGCAUGAUUGGUUGGGCAUACAAAACCAUUGAAGAGGAUGACUUGAAGUUUCCCCUUAUAUAUGGAGAAGGCAAGAAGGCUCGUGUCAUGGCAACCAUUGGAGUUACAAGAGGACUUGGAGAUCAUGACCUGAAGGUGCAUGACUCAAACAUCUACAUCAAACCUUUUUUGUCCUCUUCACCAGAGGUAAGAGUUUAUGAUCUUCUCCAGUAUGAACAUGGACCGGAUGAUGUACUCACCUUAGCUACUGAUGGACUCUGGGAUGUAUUAUUAAAUGAAGAAGUAGCAGAAGCCAUCACUAAUUUCCUGCCAAACUGUGACCCUGAUGAUCCACACAGGCAUGUAACCUCUCUUCUGUACACACUAGCAGCUCAGGAUUUGGUAAUGCGAGCUAGGGGAGUGCUGAAGGACAGAGGCUGGAGGAUAUCCAAUGACCGACUGGGCUCAGGAGAUGACAUUUCGGUCUAUGUCAUUCCUUUAAUACAUGGAAAUAAACUCUUGUAAAAGCAGCAUCAGUGCUGGUACAGGAAAUGUUUGAUUAUUAACAAGAUCCUUUGAAAAAGACAGUCCUUUGAUAAAUGAAAGUAAUGGUUCAAACAUUCUCUUAAGCUUGAGUAACCUGAUCUCUUUAUACCUGAAAGCAAGGGCUGAUUUGCACAUCUCUUAGAGGUUGCAGCUUCCCUAAGCUUAUAUUAUUGGUACAUAUCAAGACCAGAACUUCAGUGCUGCUAGUAUAUUUAGUGUUUUCUUUUUAAUGUUCCUCCUGGUGAGGACACUGUUGUGAUCUAAUUUAAUUUAUUUUUCCCAGUUUAAUGUAGCCUAGAAUACUGAAUGAGAUGUGAAUUGGGAAGACCAUAAUUGAAACUGGAUAGGCAGCCUUUAUUUUCCCAAUUUCUGUGCUAGCUUACUUUUAUUUAGAAGACACUUAAUUUAUAAUUACUAAAGUUAGAAAAGCUGGUAACUACUUAGGUAUCGUUUGAAGGUAGUGAUGUUUCAGUGGAGAGGUUCUAGAGUUUUGCUUAUGCAUAUUAAUUCAAGCUUUCUUUCCUCUUCACUGUAAUGAAUGGAAGCUUUUUGUAUGUAUAGAUUUUUCUAUGGUGAAAUUAACUUUUUGGGUGGUGAAAUUAACUUUUUUCUGGUUUCAGUCUAGCACCUGUCAAUAAAAUUGCCUAAGAGAAUAGAGAAACAUUGGGUGGUAAAUCUAUUUUUGUGUUAUCUUUUUGUCAAAUGUGUAGCUAUGAUGUAGCAGACUGGGAGAUUAUUUUAGUUAAUAUUUACUUGUUAUCAGAUUUUUCAUGCAUUAAAUGCUUUGGUCUCCUCUUUCAAUGGUAUUCCUAUUGAAAGAAUUUUCCUACAAAUACUGUUGAUUUGGAUGUACUGUAUAAAUGUUUGUCUUGUUUUUUCUUUAGCUAUUUAAUGCUAGUGAAUAUUAGAACAUUCCUUUAGAACAAUAAGCUUCUCCCAUUUUCCUACUGUACUCUUUGAGCAUUGAUUUCUUUUACUGCUUCUAUUGUAAUCCGUUGCCAAGAUGCAGUGGGUAAAAGUGUAAAUUAUAAAUCCAUAUAGUAUAGCAAGAAUUUAUGAACAAUAAGCUUCAUUAGUUUGUUUGUAAUUGCCAAUAUUAAUAAAAUAUCAAAAUAGAUAAGAAUAAAUAUUCCAGUAAGAAACUUACUCAAGCAAAGUAUUCAUAAUUAUAUAUACAUAAUGCAAGCCACCUCUUCUGGAAUUAGAUGCUUGAGUUGGAUUCCUCAGGUAUUAUCUUCUCAAUCAAGAAAUCUAGUAGCAUGUUCUAUAUCAUUUAAAAAGUAAAUGAUAUGGCUGGAAAAUAAGAGAUCAACUUUUGAGAGAUCUGAAAUAUUUUAAAUAUUUUCCAAAAAAGAAGCUUUAAGCAUAAGAAGGAAAUGGUUCUAUAUGUUUUCAUAUCUUUUUUCUUUAACAUUUUCCCAUCUUCAGUGUUUUAAGUUGGUAUUUUUUGUGGGGCAGGCAUUUCAUAUACUGUCUUUGCAUCAAUACAAAUGUUUCUCUUGGUAGGGUAGUGCUACUGUAAAUAAGUUUGAAUCCAUAACUGAACAGUUCAAAAGAUAAUUAACCUAUGACAUCUCUAAAUAUGUAUGCAAUAAUGUAUUUUAUAGUAGGCUUCAUGAAACUGUUAUAAACAACAUUUCAUAGUGUAUGGUCUUUUCAACUCUGUAAGGAAAUCUGGAAGUGGAUAUUACACAGAAUGUAUUUCUGCAUUCACAGUGUAUACUUUUCAGUUCAGGUAAUUCUUAAUGUGGGUCGCUAUUGAUGUUCAGUUUCAUUUCAUUCUCAUAUGUGAAAUCGGUGUUUUCUGGGUAAAAUACUGUCACUGGUUCAUCAUCACUUUCUAAUGUAGCAUGUAUAUGGAAAAAUGUGCUGUUGUGUUGUUUGUCUUCAUUUUUCUUUUACAUAUUCCUCACUUCCACCACUAAAACCCUCUUUAAAUGCAAAUUGUCUCACUAGGUAAUUAAAAAUACAUAUUUGAUUUUUAUGUUGCUCUACCACGGGAGUCCCCAAUCCCCAGACUGUGGACCAGUAUUGGUCUGUGGCUCAUUGAGAACUGAGCCACACAAAUGACAGGCAAACGUGUGAAGUUUCAUUUGUGUAUGCACAGGAACUAGAUUCUGCACGCGAAACCAUCCUCUCCCUGCCUGUGCCACUGCUGCUGGCCCGUGGAGCUGGAAAGGUUGGGACCACUGCUCUAUCACAUUGACACAUUGUAUUUUGUUACAGCCUUUUUAGACACCUGGGCAUAAAAAUGAAUCGGAAUAGUCAAUAGCAGGAAUUGUAUGUAUUCAUCACUAUUACAUUCUGUGUAGUUACUCUUUUUCUAUAAUUGCUAGUUUUACAGUAAUCUAAUGCUAGAAAACACAGAUUCAAUUCCAGUGUUACAUUAGUUCUUUGCAGUUACUACUUAAUUUGCAUAAAGAAAAACAUGGGUAUCUGUAGAAGCUUCCUGUUUUUCAUCAGUUGUGAAAGCAACAUCAUGCAGUUGUACCACAAAAUCCACCUCUUUUGGUUGUAGAUGUGAUCAUAUGCCAUAUGUAUAAAAGAGAUAGGAUUUGCAUCAUGGCAGUGUAACAUUGCUUUUGUCAAUCUAUCCUUUGACACCCUCCCCGCAAUAAUAUAUCCAUUAGCAAUAUUUUCAAAAGUAGUCUUAGAAUUGACUGCCAUGUGUUUUUCCAGGUGCAGUAGUAGUGACAUCCUUGUAUCAAAAUAACACAUGGAAACCAAUUAUAAAUAUCUUUCUAAUAGUUCUGUCUUAAUAACAUUGUAGCGGCUACCAAAUACUUCCUGGAAAUACCAAAAGUCCCAGUCAGGACAAUUAAAAAAAUGUAGUCAUGUCAAUCCAAUGCAAAUCUAAGCAACAUUGACUCACCUAACAAAAUUCAGAAAUUUAAGCUGACAUUUAAGUUUCCUUCCAUUUCUAUUGCUGCAGAGCUUCUUCAAAGUUUUGAUCUUGUUCAAAAGAUUGCUUUGAAUCAACAAUGAGUCUCUCUCCUGCCCUCCCAAGAAGUAUAUUUUAUAUAUGUCUUUGAGUAGUAUCCAGAUGAACGUAAGUAGCAGCUAUUUAUAAACCUCUGCAAAGAAUUUGGUCUUCUAGAACAAUACACUGUUGAAGGAACUGUAUCAAUUUCUGCAUAUGAUAGAGUUGGAGUGGAUUUUAUGCCUUGUGUUAUUAGACUGCAAAUGAAGUCUUGCCAAUCUCAACAGAGGUAUCAAAUGGUAUCUCUAUUUAUUUGAGAAGAAAAAGUUCCACUGUGUUAGCAAAACCUAGCUAAGGCUUACAUAACAUCCCUUCUACAUGAAUGCAUAUGAAAUAAUACUCCAUUAAUCUAUUCUGUUACGGAGUUUGUUAUUAUUAUUUAGAGCAGGUUUCUCCAGAUAUACUAGUCUAUAUUUUCCAAAUUAGUAUUUGGGUUAGUUUGAGUUUUGGUCAUUUGGGGCAUUGGAAGAAUUGUUCAGCACAUAUGGAGCAAUACAAGCUGAGAAAGACUAUCUUAAAAAUAAUGAUGCUAUACACCAAAACGCUGAAAAUGAACAAGACUAUAACUUCAUUAUUAUAUAUUAAAGAUCUUGAAGGAGUGUUGUUAAACAAAACCAAAUACCCAGCCUCACUCCUUCACUCAUCCACAAUGGAGGAAACAUCUGUAUUUUUUUAAAUGACUGUCUCAGUUAAAAUCUAACUGAAAACAUUUAUAGGAAAAUAUAAAUUUAAAAUUCAGAAAAAAAUUGUUGCUAAUAGAGCAAUAUAAAUUUCCAUAAUGUUCUUUGCCUGGUACUAAGUCAACAACAUAUAAUUUCAAAAUUCCAAGAUAUAUUAAUUACAUUAUUAAGUUUUACAACUGUGUAGUCUAAAAUUUCCUUUACCAAAUUAGGCAGUAUUUUGGGGGUGAUUCUUCUAACACCUUAUUUCCAAUUGUAGCUAACAAUUAUAUAAUGUUUUUAAUGAAACAUUCCAAUUCAAAUUAUCUAAGAUCUUGUUUCAUUACUUACCAAUGCCCAUAAAAAGGAUUCGUCUUAAUUACAAUCUAAAAUCAGCAGCACAUGACAAGUGGUCUUGGAUUCCAAACAAUAGUGAAAUGGUUUUUUAUCAAGAACUGUCAAGUGCUGAAAGUAAAGUAGUCAUUGUAUGUAUUUUCUCUGAGGUCUGAUUCUUAUUUUUGAUAAUGAAGCACUAGAAAUCUACAAAGCCCAUUUUAGUACUUUUGCCCUUUGUACAUGUACUAUUGCAGUUUGCAUUUUACAAACAUUUGCACAUUCUCAAUUUACUUUGUUUUCUUUUAAAGAGAUGUUGUAGGCCAGGGGUGUCAAACUUGAUUUCAUUGAGUGUUGUAGUUGUCUGCUGUUGGAAAAGGAGGGGCAUGGUCGGGGUGGCUGAAGGAGCGUGGCUCGGGGAUGUGGUCAGCUUGACAUCAAUCAUGUGUGUGGUACCUGUGGGGAUUGGGCUGGGUUGGGGAGGGAAUUCAGGGAUUUCCAGUGGGUGGGACGGGGGUUGGGAGGGUUGUCCCACAGGAUGGGGUGAGGUGAGGCAGGGCAGCUAUAGCCAGAAACCGAUUGCCACCCUGUGCUUGCUGCCCUUUGUGUACGGGGGAUGGGUGAGUUGAUUUCUGGUUGUAGCUGCAGUCUGCUGUUCCCUUAGCUGGCACACGCUGUGGCUCUGAAUCCCACCACUGGGUUGGCUGUCCAUGCAGACUGCUGGGUGCGCUUAUUCCAUCCCACUGUCUGUUUUGGCUUGCAGUUGGAGACCUGUCAUCUUGGCCCCUUUGCAGGUCUUGCCCUUAGCCUGUGUGUUCUCCUCACAUACCUGAUGCACCUCGGCCCCACUGUGGGCUGCCACCACUGCCACUCAGCAGACCCACCCAGCCCAAAGAAGGCGAAGCAGCCAGCUAGAAAGGCUGAGUAGGGGUGGUAGAGCAGGCCCAGGCCCAGGCAAAAGACAGCCACUGUGAGUGAGGAAAGCUGAAUCCCCAUUGGUGCCAUGGUUGCCCAUGCCCAUCAGAGAUGGGGGAAGGCACGCAAUCACAGGUGAUGAUGGCAGUGGCCUAGUAGACCUGCGUGAGCUGCUGGCAGCCCAUAGUGGUGUUGAGCUGCAUCAGGUGUGUGAGAGGAAUGUGGUCCAUGUGCAGGCCAAGAGCACAAGACCUGAGAGGGGGCUGAGAUGAGUACCGGUGACUUGUUCCCCAAUGGCAAGCAAAAACAGAUUGGACAGAGUAGGUGGGCUGAUGGUGUCUGGCAGUAACCACCCCACACCCUCUUCACCUUUCUUACCCCGUGGCAGUAGCCCAUGGCAGAGGUGCAGGGGAGAGGCAUGCUGGAUGCACCAGGCAGCUACCUGUCCCAGCCACAUGGAAUGGUGCAGGCAUGUCCGGUGGUGUGCAUAACAUGCCUCCCCGCCAACUCUGCCUGCUCCCAGUGCUGCCACACUUGUUUCUUGGAGGGCCAGCUGCAGAGCCCCUGCUGCCGGACACCCCACAUGUACACACACCUGAAAGCCGGUAAGGGCAGUCUUCCUAAAACAGCUAAGGGACUUGCCCAUGUCGCUUUUGCCUGGCACAUACCCUCCUGGCUGGCAUGCAUACACACAGGUGGCAGGUGCAUAUAUGCACAGGCCUAGGCCACCCCAUCCCGGCAUAUGUGCCUGCACCGUCCUGCUCGCCUGCGCCCGUCAGGAUGGCAUGGGCAAGGCUGAAGCAACAUGGACUGGCCCCUUACUGUUUCCAGGAGGGUCAUGCUGGCUGGAUCUGACCACAUUGUGGGCUGGAUCCGGCCCAUGGGCCUUGAGUUUGACACCCCUGUUGUAGGUAGACUUAAACCUCUACAAUCAUUCUGCCAAAUUAUACCUGUAUUUUACUUGAAAACGUAUUCCAUUCCAAUCUUUGCUUUAUUUUAGUGGGAUAAUGAUUAUAUUUAUGGAAUAUAAUAUUUUCUAGGCUCAGCAUUCUACAUGAUGAAAUGAAUUUGAUGGAUAAAAAUGAUUUAGAUUAAUGUACUUAACAUUGUGACUGUCAUUUUUUUUGUAAUUUAAGAACAAAAAUGUUUAGCAAAGGGAUAUAUUUUAUGUGUUUUGAAAAAUUUUCAGUGCAAUUAAGAAAGCUGAAAAACCAGAAAAAUGUAUGCACAUUAAAAUUUUUAAAUGGAAUUGUAAAAAAAUAAAAAUAAACAGAAAAACUCA
Molecule: messenger RNA, 8300 nt
Organism: Pseudonaja textilis
Lineage: Eukaryota; Metazoa; Chordata; Lepidosauria; Squamata; Elapidae
Gene: PPM1H
Product: protein phosphatase, Mg2+/Mn2+ dependent 1H
Biological process (GO): protein dephosphorylation
Cellular component (GO): mitochondrion
Molecular function (GO): [pyruvate dehydrogenase (acetyl-transferring)]-phosphatase activity
Source: RefSeq, a predicted model, not a curated record